Messenger RNA from Paramormyrops kingsleyae, 2371 nucleotides. Lineage: Eukaryota; Metazoa; Chordata; Actinopteri; Osteoglossiformes; Mormyridae. The record is from RefSeq and is a predicted model, not a curated record.
CCUCAUGGAGGCUAACAUAAUGCUCUCCCUCCGCAGCCAUGGAGGAGCUGGACGGGGAUGAGGUGAGAGUGUCCUCCAGGGGGCGCUUCGCAGAGAGGGACAUCGUCCAGUUUGUGCCCUUCCGGGACUACAUCGACCGGGCGGGGAAUCAGGUGCUGAGCAUGGCCCGCCUGGCCAAGGAUGUGCUGGCCGAGAUCCCCGAGCAGCUGCUGUCCUAUAUGAAGUCACAGGGUAUCGAACCCCGGCCUGCCCUGGACGGCAUGCCCACACUGCACAUGCACAUCUAAGGGCGACCACCCCAGGUCCUCCAAAAACUUUUCUCCUUUACAUGCACACGCACACACACACACACAUACACACACAUCUGCAUAUGCUGUCUCAGUGGAGAGUGACUGGAGAAGAUUUGAUACGUAUUUCUCAAAGUUCUAAGCAGACGGCAGACACGUGAACAGCCAGUCCCUAUCCAUCGCAAACGCCGCCGCGGCUCCACAUCUCCAUCGGUUUCGGCUGCCUCUCUCUCAGCAGCGUGGUGUAGCUGCAGAGUCUGAUGCCAGUCAAAGGCAGCUAGAGCUUCAUUUCCACCUUCUUCCACAUCCAAGAAGGGAGUCCGCUGAAGAUUCCUGUUACAUGUUUCUCAGAUGACAGCCAGGCAAAGCCAGACCCCGACAGAUCACCUGAGGAUGAUACUUGCGCCGUCCUUCAUCCUGUAGUUUAGUCUUGUGCUUUAAUGUAAGACUUUGAAAGAAGAAAACGGUCCUGGAAGAUAAGCUGCUCGUUUGUCUGCCCGCCGUGACAGUCAAAAAAAAGUUGAAGUUCUAUUUAUGUAUAAAUUAUGUAAGAGUUUGAGGGAUGAAGAUGAAAACUGUGAGGUUACCUGUUUGUAGAUGCCCACACAGCAUAGCGAAUGUCAGGUGCACUGAUCUCCUGCCACAAGUGAAAUGCCAGGACAUCCUGGGGUGCUCAGUGGGGAGGGGGGCAUCGGACGCCAGUCUGUCUGACUGUGUGUCAGUAGGGGGGAGUUGGUGGGGGGGGGAGCAGGCGGCAUGCCAGGUUUUCGGCAGAAGAUGAGGCCCUGUCCAUAACUCCUGCUGCCACUUUGAGAAGUAGGACGUGCUCAGGGGGCGACCGUCUGCUCCUUAAACAUUUAUGAGGAAGCGUUACACUACCGUGGCAUCGAACACUUUGCUUCUGAUUUGUUUUGACAUAACCGACAUGAAAUUUAUGCUGUUUGAGGCAGGAAUAUGACUUUUAAACAGUGACUGGCUUUUGCAUAUGUGGAAAGGUAAAUUUAAGAAAAGACUGUUGUAAUGGAAAUGAACCUGUACCAGGAAGUGGAAACCAGGCUUUUAAUGUGGUACGAUAAAAAUGGAAACUGUCUGAGAGACCAAAAAUAGAGGCGAAUGUCUUCAGGCAUUUAAAUUUAUUUUUUUUUUUCCACAGAUUUCUCUGUUGCAUUUUCUGGUCAUCACAAGCUGUGUGGGUUUUCCCCAGACAGUAUGUAACUUAUGGUGUAGGAAGUCUACCGUCUAACGCAGCCCACUCUAAGCACCAUCACAAUUAUACCUCCAGUUACACCCUCAUCCGACGGCUUUCAGAUUCUCAUAUCUGAAGAUCCCUUAUCAGUGUGCAAAUAUUUACCUGUCCCCACCGCAUAAAAUAGCGACCGCAGAAAGCGAGCCACAGGCCUCAGCUUGGCUCUGAAUAAUUCAUCACACAGAUCAUACUGGUGAAUUCGGUGGGUCCUCUUUUCUCUCAUGGGCACAGAUUCCUUCAGAAUAGCAAAACACGACAACAGCAAUGCACAGCGAAGAGCCCUAAUUCCAGGGACCAGUCAGGGACAGCAGACGCUGAACAAGGCAGUGUUAAGAUCGCUCCUGUGCCUCAGGGUCUAACCAAGCACCAAAAAGAACAAGACUUAGAAUUUGGAGACUGUCCUAGAAAACGAAAAAGCUGAUUUUUUAAAGUAACCUUGAUAACACAUAUAAUAGGUUCUUAUAUAUAGUUCUGUGGCCAAACAGGACAAAGAAAAACAGAGCCACAACUUUGGUACAGUACUACAUCAGAUUCUCAAUGCACACUGUGUUUAUUCAUCUACUGCUAAGAGACUAAUGGAGAGAAAUUUAUUAUAGAACAGCCUUAUGCAUGUCACAGGCCAAUGACACUGUUACCACUUACAGAGCACAUGACAGAUGCUAUAUUUAUUACUGUAUUAUUUAGUGAAAUAUUUCAGCAUUGGGCACAAGCAAUGCAUUAGUCAUUUUUAAAAUGUAGGCAUUGUUCUUAGUAGGCUAUUAAUUCAGAUGCGCUUUCACAUCUUUACAUUUUUUCAUACAACUUCUCACUAACUAUUGUUAUUGGGCACCCAUUCCCC